CUGCGCGUGUUUCGCGGUGCCUGGAAGCCGGUGCUUUAAUCUCCCUGCGCUCGGGGGCCCAGGUCGGCAUGGGUCGCUCCGGCAAGCUGCCGUCCGGUGUCUCGGCUAAGUUGAAACGCUGGAAGAAGGGGCACAGCAGCGACAGUAACCCCCCCACCUGCCACCACCGCCAGGCCGCCCGCAGCCGCUUCUUCAGCCGGCCCUCAGGAAGGAGCGACCUGACCGUAGAUGCCGUGAAGUUGCAUAAUGAGCUGCAGUCAGGAUCCCUGCGUCUGGGCAAAAGCGAGGGGCCAGAGACGGCCAUGGAUGAAGAGGUGACGCCGGCCCUCACCGAGCAGUCCUCGGGCACCUUUCUGAGCGGCCUCUCCGACUGCACGAACGUCACCUUCAGCAAAGUGCAGCGCUUCUGGGAGUCCAACUCUGCCGCCCACAAGGAGUACUGGCUGACUCCUGCCAGUGACAGCCGCCGAUGUUUUGUAUGAUGUGUCAUCUCUGCUACUCUGCCCAUCCAUUUGUUACCCCUCCUGGGGCAGGUUCCACUCUUUGCUUUUUCUAACAAUAUGUUAAUGACCUUAGAGUAGCAAUGUUUUCCAAAUAUUGAUCUUUCAGCUAUACCUUAUACCGGACUUUUUACAUAGCAUACUUUGAGAACCAUUUGCUGGCAGUUCUCCUGUGCUUAUGACUAUCCAGAUGUUUCUUUUGACACACCUUUUCCCUUUGCAAAGCAGCAGAGGCAGCUCUUUCUGUUCAAGUAGCUUCUCCUUUCCUU
Messenger RNA from Condylura cristata (star-nosed mole), 769 nucleotides. Its product is annotated as RRP12-like protein. NCBI's taxonomy places the organism in Eukaryota, Metazoa, Chordata, Mammalia, Eulipotyphla, Talpidae. Bases 69 to 482 code for a protein of 137 amino acids. The transcript has 3 exons. The record is from RefSeq and is a predicted model, not a curated record.